CUGCAGUUAUGUGCUGAGGAAAAUCAUUUUUCACUCGAACGGUCUUGUCAAUGCACCUGACAAAGGCAGCCCCCAUGAAACUCUGCUUACGAGGGGCUUUGAAGCGUUUAAUGCAAAAUACUCUCGGUUUGUGCCAUUUUUCUUUUAUUAUAUAGUUUGUCUGAUUAUUUAUUUCAAUUAGUUGCCCACACAGCAGAGAUUCAGAGGAACCUCUCUUCGUCUUUGUCCUUUCCUCUGCCCGUCUCUGUUUUUCUCAGGGACAUGGUCCAGAUGGUGGCUUUCCUUCUGGUUGCUGGGACAGAUGAACUGUUUGAGGAUUAAUGGGUUCAAGGAAAUAGGACUGCAGUGAGAUUUGUUUUCAAACAAGACACAAUGCAACGCAGGAUUUUCUGAAAGAUUGAAACUAAAAGACAAUGCCGUGCCGACUAUAUUGGAUCCGACAGUAAUGUCUCAUCACUCAAGUGUUAUGAGGUUGACCAGUCCUGUCCUGUCGUAGGCGUCCUGCUGACCCUUCUCCAGUUGGGUCUGGAGUGCAGCGGCGUGUGGCCGAGAGGACUUCUGAAAAAUGAAGUCCAGUCUGAAACAGUGGCGGCGGCUGACCCUCGGCCUCAUGCUGGCCUGGGUGUUGCUGUUCCUGGCACUCUUCUCCUACUUCAUGGAGUCACGAGUGGACGACCCACAGUCAGCCGCUGCUCUCUCCUACACAGACACGCGCCGCCUGACCUCGCUGCAGGGCAACCCCCGCACCAUAAUGGCCACCCAUUUGGGGCUUGCCACCACCGCCACCCCCUCCGCCUCCAGCAACACCCAACAGGAACAAAGCCAGGAGGAAAAUCCCAGUGCCGAUCCCCAGCCUAGUCCGCUCAGCCAGGAGGCCUACCCCUAUCCCGACCCUCAGAGCCUGGCGGCCUGGUCUGCAUUCGGCACCCAGGACGUGGGCUCCAGAUCGGCCUCCGUGAGCCGCAGCCGUGAGAGACAAGAGUAUAACCAGGAUUCCCCUCGACAGGAUGAAGAAGAGGAGGAAGAGGUGGUGGGAGGAGAAGAGGAGGAGGAGGAGGAGGCAGAUGACGGCUGGAGGAGGAAGGCUAGGUAUGACGACUCUGACCCGGAUGAGUACUACGUUCCCAGGUCAAAAUCCGUAGUGCACGGUUUGUGGAAAGGGAGUUUGUCAGUGGGCAUGCUCAGUCCUCGCCUGCAGAGAGCUAUGAAAGACUACCUGAAUAAUAAUAAACACGGCGUGACCUACAGGGGGCGCCGGAGGACACAACAGAGUGGCCAGCAGGUGUUGUGUGAGCUGAAGAAGGGGGAGAAGGUUCGAACUUUGGAUGGGGCUGAAAUGCCUUUCUCCAGUUUAGGCUGGCAGAAGAUUGUACCUGCUUUACCCUUAAGCCAGCUCUACGAGCCAGGCUUCAAGACCUGCGCUGUGGUCACCUCUGCCGGAGCCAUGCUUCACUCAAGACUUGGCAAGGAGAUUGAUUCCCAUGAUGCAGUGCUGCGUUUUAAUACAGCGCCUACAAAGGGUUAUGAAAGAGACGUUGGGAAUAAAACCACCAUGCGCAUAAUCAACUCUCAGAUCCUGGUGAAUCCCAAGCACCAGUUCAACACAAGCUCGCUGUAUAAGAAUAUAACACUAGUGGCGUGGGAUCCUGCUCCAUACACCCUCAACCUGCACAAAUGGUACUCAAAUCCAGACUACAACCUGUUUGCUCCGUAUGUGGAGUACAGGAUGCUCUUCCCUGCUCAGCCUUUCUACAUCCUGCACCCAAAAUACAUCUGGCAGUUAUGGGACGUGAUUCAGGGAAACCAUCUGGAGAACAUUCAGCCCAAUCCACCCUCCUCAGGGUUCAUUGGCAUCCUGCUGAUGAUGUCCUUGUGUGAAGAGGUUCACGUGUACGAGUACAUUCCUUCGCUGCGACAGACGGACCUGUGCCACUAUCACGAGCGUUACUACGACGCCGCCUGCACUCUGGGUGCAUACCAUCCCCUGCUCUAUGAGAAAAAGCUCAUCCAGCGAAUGAACGUCGGCUCCGAGGACGAUCUCAAACGGAAAGGCAGAGUCACGCUCCCCGGAUUCAAGAACGUCCACUGCGAGCCCUGAACAGAAGGAUGCAGUAACAGUCUUUGUGAAGCAGAAGUGAUCUGCAGACUGAUGCAGGAGCGCACCGAGGCGGUUCAGAACGGACUAUAGAUGGUGCUCUGCGGGACACAACCUUCUGCUGUAGUUCACUCAGAAAUGCAUUUCCUGAGCCUAAGCUUAAAGAUGGUCACAACAGCAAUAGAUACGUCAUAAGAAAAGCUUUUUAGGUUUGUGGAUGUUUGUGGUGGUAAAAGCCAUCAAAAACUGUUUUUUAUUUUAUAAUUUUUAACAGAACUCUGUUUUUCACAGGGUUUAAAGUAUAAGCAGUCAUAGACACUGAAAGUUACACUGUCGGGGGGGGAAAGCAAUCACAUAAAUACAUUUUAGCACAAAGACUAGAUUCAUACUCGGUCUUAAAAUGAGCUUUAUUAAUCUGUCUAAAGAUUUUUUUUUUCUGCAUACUGACAGAUUUAAAGCUUAUAAAACCAUAAUGUUGUGAUUUAUAUUUUAUUUAUUUUUUAGGUGUCAUUUUCUGCUGUGAUACAUUAUGCCACACUCAUCAGCCUCUUCCAGAAUGUCUCGGUGAACUAGUGGCAAAUGAAUCAAUAGUUUUUUUUCCUACUCUGUGUAGAUGAUCCUUCAAAAGCAGAGUGCUUACAUGCACCUGUUACUGAAUGUUGUUUAUUUAAUUCUCUUCUAGUAAUUUUAUACCUUGAAAAACUUGUCAAGACAGGUAGUUUACUGAAAAAAUAGGAUUUUAAUUGUGUGUACUAUGGACUCAUGCAGCACUGUAAAUCUUAUUCGGGACUUUAAGGCUGUUGGCAAUAUCACAAGUACAGUGGUGAUAUAUUAUUUAUUAAAUAUAAACCAGGGUUUUAAUGUCUUGUUGUCCGUAAAAUCAAGAGGUUUCUUGACUCCAGCUGGAGUCUUUAAAAGCGAAUGAAUUACCAGUGAAUCUUUGCGUCAUCUUCUCUUAAACGUAGAGUUGUUCGUUUAAAGCGAUUCACUUAGUGGUUUGAGUUUUCUACAGGAGGUAAAACUUGAAGGUUUGUUAUUUAGCUGCGUGCAUUGUUUCAAUGUGUGCCGUCUGAAUUAAGAUGAACACUUUCGCAGGAUGAUUUUUCUGUAUAUCUGGUGAGGAGAGAUAACGUCUGUUUUAAUCGCUGUUGUAUAUUGUAGAAGUAAAACUAGUAAUAGAUUUCACUCAGGAGCUCAUGAUACUCUGAAGCUGCGGCUCUCACCAUGAAAGAUUUCAUCUUCCUUCUAGUACAAUGAUAAGCAGAGAUUUGUCAAGCUAAUAUUCGACCUUUACUCUGUCCUAUUUCCUCAUGUUGGGGGAUUGUAGAUGUAGAAAACCGAAGAAUAUUGUUGUUGUUGUUUUUUACAGUGGAAUACAAAAUUAGAUUUGGAUGUAAACUCUUCUCAGUAUGACUCAUUGUUGGGCUGGCCGUGGUUGUCUGGCAUGUGUGACCAGUGCAGUCCAGUGCACUUGCCUCCAGUCCGUGACAGUUUGAUUAUUAAAUAGUGUUUUUUAAUCAACAGGGUAAUGGAAAUUAAAUGACAGUUGGAGAGCAUAUAAACUUGCAUACCAUUGGAACGUUAGGGGUCAUUCCCCUUUUUUUGUUUUUAAAAAUAAUUUCCUCCUAUGGUCACCAGGGCUGCAUUUAUUUGCUCAGAAAUACAGUAACGCUGUGAUAUUGUGAAACAUUAUCCCAAAUUAAAAUAAGUGUUUUUCGAUUUUAUUAUAUUUUAAAAUGUAAUAUUUUCCCCCUUCAUUUGCACAACUGAAUUUUAGCAUUGUUGCCCAAACAUCAGUGUCACAUGAUCCUUCAGAAAUCAUUCUAACGUGCUGAUUUGGGGUUCGAAUAAACAUUUCUUAUCAGUAUUUAAAACCGCUGUGCUGCUGAAUAUUUUUCGCAGAAACCAUGAUGGGAUUCUUUGAAUAGAAUGUUCCAAAGAAUGGCAUUUAUUUGAAAUGGAAAUCUUUUGUGACUUUAUUCAUGUUUUUACUGUGACUUGAUCAACUGAAUGCAUCCUUGCUUAUAAUAAGUAUUAGUUUCUAAAGAAAAAUAAAAUAAAAAUUGAACGGCAAUGUAUGCCAACCUUCAGGCCAUGGCUUUGCCUGGCAAUUGUUUGUCAUUGUGAUGGCCAAAUGUCAUGUGAAACUAUGGAGGGACUAAACCUGUCUGCUACUUUCUCUUUAGUCUUUUUCACGCUCUACGAUCAGAGACGGAGUUGUGUGUCCUUCCUCUGUGAAUGUCUUUUCCUAAGCCUUUAACACGAGGUGUUUUAGCAGCAUAAACGCUUGUCCCUGUUUCUCACUGACGAGACAUGGUGACUGGAGACAUGGCUGUUUAAAGAGUAUUAUUUCAAGUGUUCACUGUAAAAAAACAAUAUAUAUGUAUUAAUGUGUUGGGUGAUAUGACUACUUUCAGGGAUUGGGGGCGGGGGAUGUACAUUACAGUGCUUGUUAGUAUUCAUGGUGUUAACUUUACAGUUCUAGAAACGUUAGGAUUUAGCCCAGGGUGUCAAACUCAGCUCCUGGAUCGCCACAGUCCUGCCGAGCUUAGCUCCAACCUGCUCCAACACCCCAAUCUUUAGUUUAAAUGAUCUUAAAGAACUUGAUUAGAUUGUAGAGUUGGAGCUAAACUUAGGGCUAUGACUCUCAGGGAACAGGUUUGACGCUCCUGAUUGAGCCUAUAAUGGGAAAUGUCAGCGGAGUCUCUAGGUUUAGGUCUGUUUUGAGUAUAUGACCUUUGAAAAGAGGAAACCGAGGUGAUUUCAUUGGCGAACUCCAAUGCUGUGUGGUGGAUGUGCAUGGUACAAUUCAGAGGACUGUGCCAAAUGUGUUUUUUUCCCGUGUGUGUGUGAGAGAGAGAGAGAGAGUGAGAUAAUGUUUGGUAUGGUAGUCAAUUUGUGUAUCUGUGCCAAUAUUCCUUGCCACAUCUUUUGAAAGUGUUUUCCUUUCCCUUCUAUACCUUACAUUUUCUCAUUACUGUAUAUACAUUUAACAAAUUUUCUUUAAAUGUCAGUUAUUUUUCCCUUGCUUACCUGUAUGUAAAUUCUGCACCACACAUCCUUUUAUCUGUUUUUCCCCUGCUAAUGUUAUGUCUGUGAAAAAGUAUUUAUCUUUAGAUUGUAAAUAUUUGCGAUUGUCUAUUGCAGGCCAGUUCCCUUUCAAAAGAAUUGGGAUGCUUUAAAAUGUUUAUUUCUCCAUAUGCUAAUAUACAUUUGUCAUUGAAUCAAUUUUUCAAACCACUACAUGUUAAAAUAGUCUUUUGACCAUUGUUUGUAUAAUAAAACCUUCACCUUUACUUGAUCCAGUAACCCUUAA
Carassius gibelio (silver crucian carp) is the source of this 5411-nucleotide messenger RNA. Its product is annotated as beta-galactoside alpha-2,6-sialyltransferase 2-like. Lineage: Eukaryota; Metazoa; Chordata; Actinopteri; Cypriniformes; Cyprinidae. Gene Ontology annotation, molecular function: sialyltransferase activity. Bases 566 to 2098 code for a protein of 510 amino acids. The transcript has 8 exons. The record is from RefSeq and is a predicted model, not a curated record.